Molecule: messenger RNA, 2213 nt
Organism: Ricinus communis (castor bean)
Lineage: Eukaryota; Viridiplantae; Streptophyta; Magnoliopsida; Malpighiales; Euphorbiaceae
Product: protein DETOXIFICATION 21
Exons: 9
Coding region: 561-2027 (488 amino acids)
Biological process (GO): xenobiotic detoxification by transmembrane export across the plasma membrane
Cellular component (GO): membrane
Molecular function (GO): antiporter activity; xenobiotic transmembrane transporter activity
Source: RefSeq, a predicted model, not a curated record
UUUCUGUCAACUCUCUAUGACUGUGUCAGGAAAAUAAAUAAUAUAUUAACUUUUGUUAUUUCCAGAAAAGAAAAAAAAAAAAAAAAAACUAUGGUGCCACGUUAAUGAAAAGAAAGGAUUUAAGAGGUUAUGGGUUAGGUUUGCAAGCUGGAUGUGAAUAUGAAUUUGCCACUUAUCUUCAAUUGAAAAGCGUACGACAAAAUUAAUUAAUGUCGCAACCACAGCACCAAUAACUAAAGACUCUCACUGCCUUUCUCUUCUUCUUCCCCUUUCUCUCUAUAUCUCUCUCUUUUUCCUUUCGUUUUCUCUCUACAGACAGAAAAGAAAUCAAAGAAAGUUCGUCCUUCUUUCUUUUGCAAUAUAUCAUUGUUCUUCAGUUUUCUUUUACCACAAACAAACACAUAAACCAAUCUUUUGCUUUUUCUCUUAUCAAUCUUUUUUUCUUUCCUAUUUUGGUGGAAGAAUCUUCUGCUCAGUACUUCAAUAUAUAUAUAUAUAUAUAUAUACACCUCCCUCUCUCUCUUUUAAGCUAAAGCAAUAGAGGGAUAAUAAGAUAGGAAAUGGAGGGAGAGAUCGCAGAAAAGCUCUUGAAGAAAGCAGAGAAAGAUCAAAAUCAAGAGGUUGAGCAAGUGAAAUUCAAGGACAAACUAUGGACAGAAACAAAGAAGAUGUGGGUUGUUGCUGGUCCUGCAAUUUUCACUAGAUUUUCUACUUUUGGUAUUAAUGUUAUCAGUCAAGCAUUCAUUGGUCACAUUGGCGCUACAGAAUUGGCUGCAUAUUCCCUUGUCUUCACUGUUCUUUUGCGUUUUGCUAAUGGCAUCCUGCUGGGGAUGGCUAGCGCAUUGGAAACUCUAUGCGGGCAAUCAUAUGGUGCAAAACAGUAUCACAUGCUUGGAGUAUAUCUCCAAAGAUCUUGGAUAGUUUUAGUAGCGUGCACGAUGUUCCUUCUUCCUUUGUUCAUCUUUACAGCUCCGAUACUGAGAGCUUUAGGCCAAGAUGCAGCCAUUGCAGAAGUUGCACAAAGCAUUUCUCUCUGGCUAAUUCCUGUCAUGUUUUCCUUCAUUUUAUCUUUCACUUGCCAGAUGUUUCUGCAAGCACAGAGCAAGAACAUGAUCAUUGCCUACUUGGCAGCUUUUUCGCUCACAAUUCAUGUCACCCUUUCAUGGCUACUAACCGUAAAGUACAAAUUUGGAAUUCCAGGAGCAAUGGCCUCUACAAUCCUGGCUUAUUGGAUCCCGAAUUUGGGCCAGCUUAUGUUUGUUACUUGUGGAGGUUGUAGCGAAACAUGGAAAGGCUUCUCGUUUUUAGCUUUUAAAGAUCUCCUACCUGUCGUCAAGCUUUCUUUGUCAUCUGGUGCUAUGCUUUGCCUUGAACUUUGGUACAACACCGUGCUGGUUCUUUUAACAGGAAACAUGGCAAAUGCUGAGGUCUCUAUUGAUGCUCUUGCUAUCUGCCUCAACAUCAAUGGAUGGGAAAUGAUGAUAUCUCUCGGUUUCUUGGCAGCUGCAAGUGUUAGAGUGUCGAAUGAGCUUGGAAGAGGAAGCUCAAAAACUGCAAAAUUCUCGAUUGUGAUAACAGUUUUGACAUCAUUUGCUAUCGGCUUUGCGCUAUUUGUGCUUUUUCUAUUCCUCAGAGGACAACUCGCUUACAUUUUCACCGACAGUCGGAAGGUGGCUAAAGCAGUAGCAGAACUUUCACCUCUUCUGGCUUUCUCCAUACUUAUGAACAGCAUACAGCCAGUGCUUUCAGGCGUUGCAAUUGGAGCAGGAUGGCAGAGCAUUGUAGCAUAUGUUAACAUAGCCUGUUACUACCUAAUUGGAAUUCCAGUUGGAAUUAUGCUUGGUUAUGUAUUCGAUAUGCAAGUCAAGGGUGUUUGGAUUGGUAUGUUGUUUGGAACAUUUACACAAACCAUUGUUCUAAUUAUAAUCACCUAUAAAACUGACUGGGAAAAGCAGGUAUCUCUAGCUCGGAAUCGGAUUAACAAGUGGUAUGUUAGAGAUUCUGAUCAGAGCACACAAGAUGUGUGAUUUCAAGCUUCUUUGUUUAUCAUUUUUGUUUCGUAUUCCUUUAUGACAAAAUUGUGGACUUCUAGCACUAAUCAAAUAGGUAAUUCAAAUUAUUGCUGUUGCCAUGGGUAGAAGUCACUGGUCAGUGGAUCAAUCUUGAGACUGUAUUUUGGUGAGAAGUAUAUAAAUGUCAAUACCUUUUAUUAA